CGACGCCCCCCCUCCCCCCUCGGCCGCGCGCCCGGUGCGGGAGCGAGCCCGAGGCCGCCGUCAUCCGGGCACUGCGGCGGGAACAUGGCCGAUGUUGUUCAGAACUAGAUUGUAGAAACAGAAAGAAAAAUGAAAGUCGAUAGAACAAAGCUGAAGAAAACGCCAACUGAAGCGCCUGCUGACUGCCGAGCUCUUAUCGAUAAGCUGAAGGCCUGCAGUGAUGAACAGCUCCUGACAGAACUUCAGCAAAUCAAGACAUGGAAUAUUGGAAAGUGCGAGCUGUACCACUGGGUGGACAUGCUGGAUCGGUUCGAUGGGAUUUUAGCAGAUGCUGGGCAGACAGUGGAGACCAUGUCCUGGAUGCUGGUGUGCGACCGGCCAGAAAACGAGCAGCUCAAAGCCCUCCUCCUGGCGGUCCUGAACUUCACAGCCCUGCUCAUUGAGUACAGCUUUUCAAGACAUCUGUACAGUUCCAUCGAACACCUGACUACGUUAUUAGCAUCAUGUGACAUGCAAGUGGUGCUGGCUGUAUUAAAUCUGCUGUAUGUAUUCAGCAAGAGAUCAAAUUAUAUCACUAGGCUUGGAUCUGAUAAGAGGACUCCUUUGUUGUCAAGACUGCAGCACUUAGCAGAGAGUUGGGGUGGAAAGGAGAAUGGUUUUGGCCUCGCAGAGUGCUGCCGUGACUUGCAGAUGUCGAAGUACCCACCUAGUGCAACAACACUACACUUUGAGUUCUAUGCAGAGCCAAGUGCCGAGGUGAAGUUGGACAAAAAGGCCACGACAAACAACACACUACAUUACAUUCACAUAGAGCAGUUAGAUAAGAUAUCUGAAAGCCCUUCUGAAAUUAUGGAGUCCUUAACCAAAAUGUACAGUAUCCCAAAGGAUAAGCAGAUGCUACUGUUUACACAUAUACGGCUAGCUCAUGGCUUCUCGAAUCAUAAGAAGAGACUGCAAGCGGUGCAAGCAAGGUUGCAUGCGAUCUCUAUAUUAGUUUACUCUAAUGCGCUCCAAGAGUCUGCCAACAGCAUAUUGUACAAUGGUCUGAUAGAGGAGCUGGUGGAUGUUCUACAGAUCUCUGACAAGCAGCUAAUGGAUAUUAAAGCCGCUUCCUUGCGGACAUUGACGUCGAUUGUCCAUCUUGAACGGACACCCAAGCUGAGCAGCAUUAUAGACUGCACGGGGACGGCGUCGUACCAUGGUUUCCUGCCUGUGCUGGUGCGAAACUGCAUUCAGGCCAUGAUCGAUCCAUCAAUGGAGCCAUAUCCCCAUCAGUUUGCAACAGCGCUGUUCUCGUUUCUCUACCACCUGGCCAGUUACGACGCAGGCGGUGAGGCCCUGGUCUCCUGUGGAAUGAUGGAAGCUUUACUGAAGGUGAUCAAGUACCUCGGUGACGAGCAGGAUCAGAUCACCUUUGUGACCAGGGCAGUCCGAGUGGUUGACCUCAUCACCAACCUGGACAUGGCUGCGUUCCAGUCGCACAGUGGACUGGCUGUGUUCAUCAACCGGCUAGAGCAUGAAGUUGAUAUUUGCAGGAAGGAGUGUCCUUUUGUCAUCAAGCCAAAGAUUCAGCGAUCAAGCACGGCUCAGGAGGGAGAGGAAAUGGAGACGGAUUCUGAAGUUUCAGAUAUCGUGAUGGAGAGCAGUCCAGGUCCCUCGACAUCAACCACUGAGGCCAGGCCAGAAGGAGAGUCGAGAGGGCCAAAUACUGUCAUGAGUUACCCACCGAGGACCGGCGUCCAGUGCAUUCCCCAGCGUGCGGCUCUGUUGAAAUCCAUGCUGAACUUCUUGAAGAAGGCCAUUCAAGAUCCCGCCUUCUCGGAUAGCAUCCGACAUGUAAUGGAUGGUUCCCUGCCUACCUCACUGAAGCACAUUAUCAGCAACGCGGAGUAUUACGGGCCAUCACUCUUCCUGCUCGCCACGGAAGUGGUGACGGUGUUUGUGUUCCAAGAGCCUUCGCUGUUGUCCUCGCUUCAGGAUAACGGGCUGACGGACGUCAUGCUUCACGCUCUGCUGAUAAAAGACGUGCCUGCUACCCGUGAAGUUCUGGGUUCCUUGCCAAACGUUUUCAGCGCACUGUGCCUGAACGCUCGCGGGCUGCAGUCCUUCGUGCAGUGCCAGCCCUUUGAGCGACUCUUCAAGGUGCUCCUGUCUCCUGAUUACCUGCCUGCGAUGAGGCGGCGCCGAAGUUCCGAUCCGUUAGGUGAUACUGCGUCCAACCUUGGCAGUGCUGUGGAUGAACUCAUGAGACACCAGCCAACUCUGAAGACUGACGCCACCACAGCGAUCAUAAAGUUGCUGGAAGAAAUCUGCAACCUGGGGAGAGACCCCAAGUACAUCUGUCAGAAGCCGUCUAUCCAGAAGGCGGAUGGGACAGCGAGUGCCCCGCCGCCUAGGUCCAGUCACGCUGCCGAGGAGGCCUCCAGUGAAGACGAAGAGGAGGAGGAAGUCCAGGCCAUGCAGAGCUUCAGCAGCAGCAUGGCUGCUCAGCAGAGCGAUCCUGAGCCCAACCAACAGGUGGUCGGGACAGAGGAGAGGAUACCCAUCCCACUCAUGGAUUACAUCCUGAAUGUGAUGAAGUUUGUCGAGUCGAUCCUGAGCAACAACACGACGGAUGAUCACUGCCAGGAGUUUGUGACCCAGAAGGGGCUGCAGCCACUGGUCUGCAUUUUGGGGCUCCCAAACCUUCCCAUUGACUUCCCCACUUCCGCUGCCUGUCAGGCCGUAGCUGGAGUUUGCAAGUCUAUUCUGACACUGUCGCACGAGCUGAAGGUCCUGCAGGAAGGCCUCAUCCAGCUGGACACCAUCCUGUCGUCGUUGGAGCCCCUGCAUCGACCCAUCGACACCCCCGGCGGCUCCGUGCUGCUGCGGGAGCUGGCCAACGCCGGCAACGUGGCCGACGCCACCCUCUCCGCCCAGGCCACCCCGCUGCUGCACGCCCUCACCGCCGCGCACGCCUACAUCAUGAUGUUCGUGCACACCUGCCGGGUGGGACAGAGUGAAAUCCGAUCUAUAUCUGUGAACCAGUGGGGCUCACAGCUGGGCCUGAACGUCCUGAACAAGCUCAGCCAGCUCUACUGCUCGCUUGUCUGGGAAAGUACCGUACUUCUGUCCCUCUGCACCCCUAACAGUCUACCGGCAGGCUGCGAGUUUGGCCAGGCCGACAUGCAGAAGCUGGUGCCAAAGGAGGAGAAGCCCGCCGCCGCUGCCACACCGGGUUCCGCGGCUGGAGUGAGGAGAUCAGAAGCUGAGAUGGAGGCGACAGGCGGCAGCGUGGAGACUUCAGCGCAAGGCCUCCUGGAGGGGAUAAGCCUGGACGGGGACACCCUCGCCCCGAUGGAGACCGACGAGCCCAGCACGUCCGACGCCAAAGGCAAGUCCAAGAUCACCCCAGCCAUGGCUGCACGGAUCAAGCAGAUCAAGCCUUUGCUCUCAGCGUCCUCGAGACUCGGCAGGGCACUGGCUGAGCUCUUCGGCUUGUUGGUCAAGCUGUGUGUUGGAUCGCCCGUGCGGCAGAGACGGAGUCAUCACCCCGCCAGUACGACGACGGCGCCCACACCAGCGGCACGUGGGACGGCCUCCGCUCUCACCAAGCUGUUGACGAAAGGGUUGUCAUGGCAACCACCCCCAUACACGCCAACCCCCCGGUUCAGGCUGACCUUCUUCAUCUGCUCGGUGGGAUUCACCUCGCCCAUGCUGUUCGACGAGAGGAAGUAUCCUUACCACUUGAUGCUGCAGAAGUUCCUGUGCUCUGGAGGACACGACGCCCUGUUUGAGACCUUUAACUGGGCUCUAUCAAUGGGGGGUAGAGUGCCAGUCACCGAAGGCCUGGAGCAUACUGACCUACCGGACGGCACAGGCGAGUUCCUCGACGCCUGGCUGAUGCUCGUGGAGAAGAUGGUGAAUCCCACGACUGUCCUGGAGUCCCCGCACUCUCUGCCUGCCAAGCCCCCUGGAGGCCAGAACUUCCCGCAGUUCAGUGCACUGCGGUUUCUGGUAGUUACCCAGAAGGCAGCCUUCAACUGCAUCAAGAACCUGUGGAAUCGCAAGCCCCUGAAGGUGUACGGAGGGCGCAUGGCCGAGUCGAUGCUGGCGAUCCUGUGCCACAUCCUGAGGGGCGAGCCGGUCAUCCGCGAGCGGCUGUCCAAGGAGAAAGAAGGCAGCAGGACGGAGGAGGAGGGUCCCCAGGAAGAAGGGACGGCACCGAGGCGGGAGCCCCAGGUGAACCAGCAGCAGCUUCAGCAGCUGAUGGACAUGGGUUUCACACGGGAGCAUGCCAUGGAGGCCCUGCUGAACACCAGCAGCAUGGAGCAGGCGACAGAGUACCUGUUGACGCACCCUCCUCCGCUCCUCAGUGGGGCAGUCCGCGUGAGGGAGCUCAGCAUGUCUGAAGAGGACCAAAUGAUGAGGGCAAUAGCCAUGUCACUGGGUCAGGAUAUUCCAAUGGAUCAGAGUACAGAAUCACCAGAGGAAGCAGCCCGUCGCAAGGAGGAGGAGGAGCGCAAGGCGCGCGAGAAGCAAGAGGAGGAGGAAGUGAAGAGCCUGGAGAGGUACCAGGACGCGGAGCCCCUGGAGCCUGACGAGCUGAACACCUUCACAGAGAAGAUGCUGCCGGGGUGCUUUCACCUGCUGGACGAGCUGCCAGACACGGUGUACCGCGUCUGCGAUCUGAUCAUGACCGCUGUCAAACGCAAUGGAGCCGACUACAGGGACCUGAUUCUGAAGCAGGUUGUGGAGCAGGUAUGGGAAGCCGCCAAUGUCCUCAUCAAAGCAGCACUGCCCUUGACCACGAGUGACACCAAGACGGUGGCAGAAUGGACGAGCCAGAUGGCCACACUGCCGCAAGCUUCCAACCUCGCCACCAGGAUCCUGCUGCUUACGCUGCUGUUCGAGGAACUCAAGCUGACCUGCGCCAGGAUUGUGGAGACGAGUGGUAUACUGGACGUCUUAAUUAAGUUGCUGGAGGUGGCCCAGCCUUGUCUUCAGGCUGCCAAGGAGCAGAAGGAAGUGCACACACCCAAGUGGAUUACUCCCGUUCUGCUGUUAAUCGACUUCUAUGAGAAGAUGUCGGUGUCCUCGAAGAGGAGAGCACAGAUGAACAAGUUCCUACAACCAACAGGGAAUAACUGGCGCUGGUUUGAUGACCGAUCGGGGCGUUGGUGCAGUUACAGCGCCAGCAACAACAGCACCAUCGACGCGGCGUGGAGGAUGGGGGAGACCAGCGUGCGGUUCACAGCCGGCCGGCGGAGGUACACCGUGCAGUUCAACACCAUGGUGCAGGUGAACGAAGAGACUGGAAACAGGCGGCCGGUGAUGUUGACUUUGCAGCGCCUGCCCCGGAAGGAGCCCAACUCCAAAACCAGCAGCUCCCAGUUUGUCCAGGACCUGGAGAAGACCCUGGAGGAGGGGAAAGAACCAGAACCCGAGCCAAAACCCAGUGAAGAGAAAACCAACGAUGCGGAACCUCCACCCGAGCCCACAGCGGAGAAGGAGCAGAGGGAGGAGGUGAAGGCCAACGACAUUGUCAUCCAGGGACUGACGGAGGAGCAGAUGACCGUGCUGAUCCGCUCAUGCGUCAGCAUGAUCAGCGUGCCGGUGGACCCGGACACCCUGCAUGCCACGCUGCGCCUCUGCCUGCGGCUGACCCGUGAGCACAAGUGUGCCCUGAUGUUUGCCGAGCUGGGCAGCACCCGCAUGAUCCUGAGCCUGACCCAGGGCUCCGGCUUCAACGGCUUCACCCCGCUCGUCACCCUCCUCUUCCGGCACGUCAUCGAGGACCCCUGCACGCUCAAACACACCAUGGAGAAGGUGGUGCGUUCGGCUGCCACCAGCGGGGCUGGCAGCACGACCUCCGGCGUGGUGUCGGGGAGCCUGGGCUCCCGAGAGAUCAAUUACAUCCUGAGGGUCCUAGGCCCAGCGGCCUGCAGGAACCCUGACAUCUUCACGGAGGUGGCAAAGAACUGCAUAAGGAUAGCCCUUCCUGCACCCCGAGGCAAUGGGACCGCCUCUGACGAUGAAUUCGAGAAUUUGCGAAUCAAGGGCCCCAACGCCGUGCAGCUAGUCAAAACCACCCCGGUGAAGCCCUCGCCGCUUCCAACAAUCCCGGACACGAUCAAGGAGGUUAUUUACGACAUGCUGAAUGCGCUGUCGGCUUAUCACGCUCCUGAUGAAGCUGAGAAGGUUGAAGUGAAGCUGGUGAGUGUAAACCAGGAACUGAGCCAGCUGCUUCAGGACGUGGGCGAUGACAUGUACCAGCAGUACCGCUCGCUGACCCGCCAAGGCAGUGACUUCGAUUCCCAGCAGAGCUUCACCAUCAACACACAGGUGUUUGUCGCGGAUGGUGCAGCAGCCGACGCCAACCAGCCUGGUACGUCUCAAGGAGAAGUUUCCACGCCAGAGGAGAGCCGGGAGGGCAAGAAGGACAAGGACGGGGACAAAGCUUCUGAAGAUGGAAAGCAGAAGGUGAAAGCCACCAAGCCCCUCAUGCCAACGUCCACCAUCCUGAGGCUACUGGCUGAACUGGUGCGCUCAUACAUCGGCAUUGCCACUCUGAUUGCUGGCUACAACUACACGGCUGGCCAAUCCGAGCUCAUUAAAGAGGAUUGCAGCGUCCUGGCGUUCGUCCUGGAUCACCUCCUGCCUCAGACUCAGAACGUGGGGGACAAGGACACCCCAGCGCUGGCCAGGCUCUUCCUGGCUAGCCUGGCGGCGGCGACACAGAGCACCGAGGCGCAGGCCGCGCUGGUCAAUGAGGUCAAAGCAGCCCUCAGCCGAGCACUGGCGAUGGCGGAGAGCACGGAGAAGCACGCCAGGCUGCAGGCCGUGAUGUGCAUCAUCAGCACCAUCAUGGAGUCCUGUCCGUCCACCUCGAGUUUCUACAGCAGCAACGCCGUCAAGACGCAGCACAACGGCAUGAACAACAUCAUCCGGCUCUUUCUGAAGAAGGGGCUGGUGAAUGACCUGGCUAGAGUUCCGCACAGCCUGGACCUGUCGAGCCCCAACAUGGCAAACACUGUGAAUGCUGCCUUGAAGCCCUUGGAGACUCUGUCUCGCAUUGUCAACCAGCCAAGCAGUCUCUUCAGCAGCAAGAACGCCUCAAGCAAGAACAAAUCAGAGCAAGAUACAAGCAUCACCAGCAGCGACGCUAAUGGCAACCAGCCAGAAGCCGGUGAGACUGGAGAGACGGAGACACACGAAGAUCAUGCCCCCACUGGAGUCGGUGACAACGACAUCAUGGACGGGGAGCCUGAAGCAGACACAGUGGUGAUAACCGGGCAGUCCGAAGUGCUGAAUGCCCAGGAGAUGCAGGUUGAGAACGAGCUGGAGGAUCUCAUUGAUGAAUUGCUGGAACGAGACGUGGAUACUGUGAGCAGCACAAUUAUCGCUUGCAGAAGUACUGAGGAUGAGUCCCAGGAGGAUGUGUUGAUGGAUGAGGCUCCCUCAAAUCUCAGUCAGGCGCCCACCCUGCAGGCUAACCGAGAAGAUUCCAUGAACAUCUUGGACCCUGACGACGAGGAGCACACACAAGAGGAAGACAGCAGCGGGAGCAACGAAGAUGACGAUGACAGCCAGGAUGAGGAUGAGGAAGAGGAGGAAGAUGAAGAUGAUCAGGAUGACGAGGAAGGGGAGGAAGAGGAGGGUGACGAAGACGACGAGGAUGAAGAGGGCUCGGAGAUGGAGCUGGACGAAGACUACCCGGACAUCGACGAGUCGCUUGUCCGUUUCGACCGGGAGGACGACCUGAUCAUCGAGUUUGACAACAUGUUCUCCACGGCAGCUGAUCCCUUUCGCCGAGACAAUCUGUUUGGGAGCUUUGGUGCAGCUGCCAGCCGUACAUUUCACCUCCCUGUGGCAGUGCACGAUGAAAAUAAUGGCAGUGACAUCAAUGCGGACAUCCCGCCUGCCCCGGGCAACAUCCCCGCCACGCACCCGCUCAUGGUACGCCACGCGGAUCACAGCGCCCUGACCCUGGGCACGGGAUCGUCCACCACCCGGCUGACGCAAGGCAUCGGGCGCAGCCAGCGGGCCAUCCGGCCGUUCGCCGCCAACACGGGCCACACGAUCCACGUGCACUACCCCGGCAACAGGCAGCCCAACCCCCCGCUCAUCCUGCAGAGGUUGCUAGGGCCCUCAGCCGCUGCAGACAUCCUCCAGCUCAGCAGCAGCCUGCCCCUCCAGAGCCGAGGCCGCGCCCGGCUGCUGGUGGGCAACGACGACGUGCACAUCAUUGCCCGCUCGGAUGAUGACCUGCUGGACGACUUUUUCCACGACCAAACGGCCACCACCAGCCAAGCAGGUACCCUGUCCAGCAUCCCAACCGCGCUAACCCGCUGGACCGAAGAGUGCAAAGUACUGGAUGCGGAGAGCAUGCACGAUUGUGUGGCAGUGGUGAAGCUGCCCAUCAUCCAGCACUUGGAGUCGCUGCGUGACGAGGAGCUGGAGGAGCGGAGGGAGAAGCGCAGGAAGCAGCUGGCAGAGGAAGAGGCCAGGAGGGAGGAGAAGGCCAAGGAGGAGAAGGAGAACAAGGAGCAGAAUGCACCGCAGGCUGCGGGUUCCACUGGAGCUGCCAACUCGUCUGUUCAAGGUGACAAGAACCAGACAGGCAUGUGCUCCAGCGCUUUGUCGGCCACGAACGAAGCCAUCAGCAACAUCGCAGCGUCGAUCGCGGAAGCUGCGCUGGAGGCCAUGAGGACCCACGGCCAGUUAACGGACACAGAGCAACCCGUCGUCGGCUCCACCGGGUUGGACACCCCCCGCCUGGAAAACUUCCUGCCUGCUCCCACCUCGAUGGAGGGCACCCCGGCCGCAGAGGCGCAAGCCCUGGGUGCGCUGGAGACGGCCCAACCUCCCCUCCAGUCCGGGGAGCAGUCUUCACCGCUGCAGCUGGCACCCACUGAGGAGGUGACGGCGCAGUCCCUGAUGCCUGUGGAGCCGGCUGAAGCCGUGCCAGAGAGACCAAGCGGAGAGGCCGAGGCCCUACAGAUGGAGAUGUCUCCUGCGCCAACCACAGCCUCCCAGUCACCUGAGAGAGUGGAGAGCUCAGAUGCCUUGGUGACAGUGGGCAGUCAGCUAGAGGGCUCACCCAUGGACACCAGCAGCCCAGUGUCUGGCAUCUUGGAGGAAGCGGCAGGAGAGGGCCUGGGCUCUGGGGCCGGCGAGCAGGACAGGCCGUCUGCCGAAGAGAGGCGGCCGCCCCCCGAGUCGACCGCUGCGGCAGAAGCCCAGGUGGAGCCAACCACCACCGGAGAGCUGAGUGUGUCCUCCUCCGUCACCUCUGUAGCCUUGCCUGCCAGAGACAGUGUGCCGGGCACCGGAGUGACUGCAUCCUCCGAUGCGCAACCCUCCUCCAACAGCGAUGAAGACCCUCUCGCAGGAAUCAGCCUCCCUGAGGGCGUGGACCCGUCCUUCCUCGCCGCCCUCCCCGAGGACAUCCGCCGCGAGGUGCUGCAGAACCAGCUGGGCAUCCGGCCCCCCAACCGGGCGGCGGCCACUGUGGCGGCCACGGCCGCAGCAGCAGCCGCCGCUGCAGCAGCUACCCUGGUGGGCAACCAGGCGGUCACCGAGGUCAGCCCCGAGUUCCUGGCAGCCCUCCCACCGGCCAUACAAGAGGAGGUGCUGGCCCAGCAGAGGGUGGAGCAGCAGCGCAGGGAGCUGGCGCAGACAGCCAACCCCGACACCCCCAUGGACCCGGUCACCUUCAUCCAGACACUGCCCUCUGACCUGCGGCGGAGCGUGCUGGAGGACAUGGAGGACAGCGUGCUGGCGGUGAUGCCGCCUGACAUUGCGGCUGAGGCGCAGGCGCUCCGCCGGGAGCAGGAGGCCCGGCAGCGGCAGCUGAUGCAUGAGCGCCUGUUCAGCCAUAGCAGCUCUUCCGCGCUUUCCGCCAUCCUACGGAGUACAGGCUUCACCGGUCGCCUGGGUGGAAACCGAGGGGUGCAGUACACACGCCUGGCCGUGCAGAGGAGCGGACCCUUCCAGUGGGGGAGUGGCACCCACAACAGAGCGUCCAGCAGCAGCAACGUGGACAGCCUGCUCCGGCUGCGCGGGCGCCUCCUCCUGGACCACGAGGCCCUGUCCUGCCUGCUCGUCCUGCUCUUCGUGGACGAGCCAAAGCUCAACACCAGCCGGCUGCACCGGGUGCUGCGCAACCUCUGCUACCACACGCAGACGCGCAACUGGGUCAUCAAGAGCCUGCUCUCCAUCCUGCAGCGCAGCAGCGAGAGCGAGCUCUGCAUCGAGACCCCCAAGCACCCCGAGGAGAAGGGCAAGAGGGCCACCAAGGCCACCCCAGCCGGCCAUGAGCACCGGCCCCUGGACCUGCUGCACAAGAUGGAAGCCAAGACCACCAGCCAGCUGUCCUGGCUCUCCGUCUCCAUGGACGCCGCCCUGGGCUGCCGCACCAAUAUCUUCCAGAUCCAGCGGUCGGGAGGACGCAAGCACUCGGAGAAGCAUGUGGGCUGCGGCUCAACCGUCCACAUCCACCCCCAGGCCGCCCCGGUGGUCUGUCGGCACGUCCUGGACACCCUGAUACAGCUCGCCAAGGUUUUCCCAAGCCACUUCACGCAGCAGAAGGCCAAAGAGGCAAGCGGUGAAACGGACAAGGAGAAGCUGAACAAGCAGCCUGUGACCAGCCCGUGCCUCGGCCAACCUGUGGGAGGAGGAGGAGGAGGGGGCAGCACCGGUGGCACCGGCACGGGCAUCUCCACGGACUUCUGGGACUUGCUUGUCAAGCUGGACAACAUGAAUGUCAGCCGGAAGGGCAAGACCUCGGUCAAGGCCACGCCAGCUUCCACCAGCGAAGGGGAGAACAGCCAGUGCAGCCUGGAGUCAUCCCCCCUGGGCCAGCUGAUGAACAUGCUCUCCCACCCCGUCAUCCGCCGCAGCUCGCUGCUGACCGAGAAGCUGCUGAGGCUCCUGUCGCUCAUCUCCAUCGCACUGCCUGACAAGGCGGCGGCAGAAGUGGCGGUCAACCACGGCGGCGCAGCCGAGGUGACGCUUGUCGGCUCCGUCACCUCAACUCCAAAAGCCACAAAGUCUCCAGCAAAGGCCACAUCAGAAGGGGCAGCCAGUACCACCGACAGCAAGGUCCAGAAUUCUGGCCUGACGGAGAAACAGCUGCAGCUCUCUGUGGAGGUGCUGACCUCCCACUCGUGUUCGGAAGAAGGCCUGGAAGACGCAGCGAACAUUCUACUUCAGCUCUCCAGAGGGGAGCCAGGGACCAGGGACACCGUCCUGAAGCUUCUGCUGAGUGGGGCUCGGCAACUGGGGUACACGCUGUGUCAGCAGAUAGGUACGUUACUCGCCGAGCUGCGGGAGUACAACCUGGACCAGCAGAGGCGAGCGCAGUCCGACGGCCAGUCGCCCGAGGGCACCCCAGACGACCACCCUCAGCUGACCAAGUUGAAAGGCAAGAUGCAGAGCAGGUUUGACACAGCCGAGAACGUGGUCAUCGUGGCCUCUCACAAGCGCCCGCUGGGCGGCAGGGAGCUCCAGCUGCCCUCCAUGUCAAUGCUGACGUCCAAAACUUCCACGCAGAAGUUCUUCCUCCGCAUUCUGCAGGUCAUCAUCCAGCUGCGAGACGCCACCCGGCGAGCGAAUAAGAAGGCCAAGCAGACGGGAAGACUAGGGACCUCAGCACUGGGCUCUGCGAGCAGCAUCCAGGCCGCUGUGAGGCAGCUGGAGGCGGAGGCCGACGCCAUAAUACAAAUGGUACGUGAGGGCCAACGUGCCAGAAGACAACAGCAAUCAGCCAUGUCCGAGUCAAACCCGGCAGAGGGAGCCUCGCGAAGGGACGAGUCGCCCAUGGACGUGGAUCAGCCGUCGCCAGCUGCUCAGGAGUCGCUGUCAUUGGGUUCUGAGGCGGGCCAGGCAGGCGAGAAGAAGGAGGAAGAGGAGAAGCUGCCGGAGUUGCCCCUGCUGAGCGAGCAGCUGAGCCUGGACGAGCUGUGGGACAUGCUGGGGGAGUGCCUGAAGGAGCUGGAAGAGUCGCACGACCAGCACGCCGUCUUGGUGUUACAGCCCGCCGUCGAGGCCUUUUUCCUCGUCCACGCGACCGAGAGGGAGAGCAAGCCCCCCGUGCGUGACACAAGGGAGAGCCAGCUGGCCCACAUCAAGGACGAGGCGCCGCCCCUCUCGCCUGCCCCCGUCACCCCAGCUACGCCUUCCUCCCUCGACCCGUUCUUCUCCCGGGAGCCUUCGUCCAUGCACAUAUCCUCCAACCUGCCUCCAGACACUCAGAAGUUCCUGCGCUUUGCAGAAACCCAUCGAACUGUGCUGAACCAGAUCCUGCGGCAGUCCACCACACACCUGGCAGAUGGACCCUUCGCCGUUCUCGUGGACUACAUUCGGAUUCUUGACUUCGACGUCAAACGCAAGUACUUCCGUCAGGAGCUGGAGCGUCUGGACGAGGGGAUCCGCAAGGAGGACUUAGCGGUGCACGUGAGGAGGGACCACGUCUUCGAGGAUUCGUACCGGGAACUCCACAGGAAGUCCCCGGAGGAGAUGAAGAACCGGCUGUACAUUGUGUUCGAAGGCGAGGAAGGGCAGGAUGCGGGUGGCCUGCUCCGCGAGUGGUACAUGAUCAUCUCCCGGGAGAUGUUCAACCCCAUGUAUGCCCUGUUCCGCACGUCGCCGGGCGACCGGGUCACCUACACCAUCAACCCGUCAUCGCACUGCAACCCCAACCACCUCAGCUACUUCAAGUUCGUAGGGCGCAUCGUGGCCAAGGCGGUCUAUGACAACCGCCUGCUGGAGUGCUACUUCACCCGGUCCUUCUACAAACACAUCCUGGGCAAAUCGGUCAGGUAUACAGAUAUGGAGAGUGAAGACUAUCACUUUUAUCAAGGGCUGGUGUACCUGCUGGAAAACGACGUCUCCACUCUAGGCUACGAACUCACCUUCAGCACAGAGGUGCAAGAGUUUGGUGUGUGUGAGGUGCGGGAACUGAAGCCCAACGGAACGCACAUUGUCGUGACGGAAGAGAACAAGAAGGAGUACGUCCAUCUGGUCUGUCAGAUGAAGAUGACUGGUGCGAUCCGGAAACAGCUGGCUGCCUUCCUGGAGGGCUUCUACGAGAUCAUCCCCAAGCGAUUGAUAUCGAUUUUUACAGAGCAGGAGUUGGAGCUGCUCAUCUCUGGUUUACCGACAAUUGACAUCGAUGACUUGAAGGCCAACACUGAGUACCACAAGUACCAGGUUAACUCCAUACAGAUUCAGUGGUUCUGGCGUGCACUUCGUUCCUUCGACCAGGCCGAUCGUGCCAAGUUCCUGCAGUUUGUCACCGGCACCUCCAAGGUCCCCCUGCAGGGCUUUGCGGCUCUGGAAGGGAUGAACGGGAUCCAGAAGUUCCAGAUCCACCGGGACGAUCGCUCGACCGACAGGCUGCCCUCCGCUCACACUUGCUUCAACCAACUGGACCUUCCAGCCUACGAGAGCUACGAGAAGCUCCGUCACAUGCUGCUGCUGGCGAUACAGGAAUGCUCGGAAGGAUUUGGCCUUGCCUGAAGCCGUGCGGGAAAGGAAGGAACAAACGGAGGACAAGAAGUAAAGCAGGCAGUACACAAGGGGAGAUUUUUUUUCUUUAAAAAAAACAUGACUGUAAAAUGCGCAUAACUUGCUCUCCUCGGACUGUCCUGGUAGGCUCGCUUUAAGACAAACCAACUCGUGUUACAGAGAGGCACCAAAUGUGUCGACUGGAUUUCUGGAGUGAGCUUCACAAGAGGGAGGGGGGGAGAAAAACAUACUGACUUUGGAAACUUUUUUUUUGAUUUCCCCGGACACCACCUGUUCCUCCUCCCCACCCCGUUAGGUUGCAUUUCCUUUUGUGUUUGUGCGCGCUUGUGUUGUCUUGACCUGCACAUUGACGGUGAAAGAGGAAUACUUUUUUUCUAUCAAAGCAAGAAUUGGCUCCAGUGUUGCCGAGAUCACUUGUUUCAAUGUCACUUUUCACGAUGCUAUUUUUUUCUUUUGUUACGUUUAUCUCUGCUGAAUCCAUUGCAAAUACUGAAGAUGUAAAUAAAUAUUACAGGAGUUUUGAUCCACAGGUGGCCCCUGUUAAUCCGAUCAGCAGCAGAGCAGUGACCGGACAAGAGGUCGAGGGUUAUUUUUGUGAAUCAUGAGAAGGCCGUUGGUUUUUAACUGGAUCCCCAUUUAAUCGGACGGUAACACGCAGACACAGAACAGCGACAAAGUUUAAAAAGCAGCCAGGGAGGGGAACAGAAGGGCAAGGAAAAAAGGCUUAAGUUGUAAAAUAUGUGCAGACAUAAAGUCAGUAGCCAAGUUCAUAUUUAUUCGUUUAGAUUUUUUGGAAAAUUCUGGAAUAAAUAAAAAGCUGGUUUGAUUCACUUAAUUCUACACUUGAAUGUUUAAACAAAAAAAAAGGAGAGAUUAAUCGGAAAAUAAUAAGGGACUUCCAAGAUCUGAAUUGGGAAGAUCCUGGGGUCACAACUUCAAAUGCGACCUCCUGUCCUUUUGCCUGCCUUGAAGUGGCUCCAGGAGUGUGUGAGAGAGAGAGGGAGAGGAGGGGAGGGGUUCUGUUAUGCCCAGUAGUACUUUGGACAAAGGAAAAAAAAAUUAUACAAAGAAGAUUCAUUAAAGGUUUAGUUUGAAAAA
Messenger RNA from Pristis pectinata (smalltooth sawfish), 14610 nucleotides. It is a transcript of the gene huwe1, whose product is annotated as HECT, UBA and WWE domain containing E3 ubiquitin protein ligase 1. NCBI's taxonomy places the organism in Eukaryota, Metazoa, Chordata, Chondrichthyes, Rhinopristiformes, Pristidae. Gene Ontology annotation, molecular function: ubiquitin-protein transferase activity; protein binding. Gene Ontology annotation, cellular component: nucleus; Golgi membrane. The record is from RefSeq and is a predicted model, not a curated record. Gene Ontology annotation, biological process: Golgi organization; membrane fusion; positive regulation of protein catabolic process. The transcript is spliced from 85 exons. Bases 130 to 13503 code for a protein of 4457 amino acids.